Pseudonaja textilis is the source of this 842-nucleotide messenger RNA. RefSeq names its product transmembrane protein 263 (gene TMEM263). Lineage: Eukaryota; Metazoa; Chordata; Lepidosauria; Squamata; Elapidae. The record is from RefSeq and is a predicted model, not a curated record.
CACUGCUGCGUGCCAUCCAUCAGCCCUUUGUGUUUGCUGGGCCCCCAUUUGGAGCCCUUUGCAAUGGGGAGGCUGUUUACGCUUCUGUUCCUGAGUGUGUUUUCAGGCUUGGUCCCGGUGGGGAAGAUUAUUAUUAUUAUUCUCGGUGGAAAACAGGGUUGGGUAUCACGCAUGUCCGCACAUUGUCAAAUAGCUCAUUGGAGGCUCUGAAAAUUAAUAUUGCGCCUUCAUUAGAUAGUUUACUAUAUGCGUAAAAUUACAUUGGGACAUUUGAAUACAGUAACAUUUGGCAAUAAUGAACCAGACAGAGAAGGAUGAGCAAGAUGUGCCUCCAUAUCUUAACAGUGAGCCCCCAGAAGAUUCAGUAAAAGAUCAUCCGCAACAACAGCCUGGCAUGCUUACCCGGGUGACUGGCGGCCUUUUCAGCAUAACCAAGGGAGCUGUCGGUGCCACAAUUGGUGGUGUAGCAUGGAUAGGAGGAAAAAGCUUUGAAGUGACCAAAACAGCAGUAACAGCUGUGCCUUCCAUGGGAGUAGGAUUAGUUAAAGGAAGUGUUUCAGUUGUGACAGGAAGUGUUACAGCUGUAGGAUCUGCUAUCUCAAGCAAAGUGCCUUUAUCUGGGAAGAAAAAGGAUAAAUCUGAUUAAAGAAAUUCAGUUUUGUUGAGGACCAUAUGUGGCUAUGGGACCUACACGAUUUGGACUACUGUAAGGUCACCAUUCUGGAGGAAUAUCUAAAGAACUGAAAGAAUUACUUUCUCCUGCAAGGGACAUUAACAGCCUGGUAUCACAGAAACUUUAGAUUUCUUCAGGAACUUGUCUGGUGAAAUAUUACACUUGAUUU